Oryza brachyantha (malo sina) is the source of this 1701-nucleotide messenger RNA. RefSeq names its product U-box domain-containing protein 9-like. Gene Ontology annotation, biological process: protein ubiquitination. NCBI's taxonomy places the organism in Eukaryota, Viridiplantae, Streptophyta, Magnoliopsida, Poales, Poaceae. Gene Ontology annotation, molecular function: ubiquitin-protein transferase activity; protein binding. The record is from RefSeq and is a predicted model, not a curated record. The transcript has 2 exons. Gene Ontology annotation, cellular component: cytoplasm; nucleus. The coding region runs from base 1 to 1431 and encodes 476 amino acids.
AUGGCCAAGCCGCCGCCGACAGAGGGGGAGGCGGAGGACGCCGCGGCGCUGCGGCGGCGGCUGCGGCGGCUGGUGGCUUCCGCCACCGCCGGCGGCGCCCCCGCGGCCGUGUUCGACGAGGCCGCCGCGGCGCUCGCGGCGCUGAGGGAGGCGGAGGUCGGCGGCGGCGGGAGGAAGGGCGCGGCGGGAGGGGGCGGGGAGGAGGCGGCGGCGGCCGUCGUCCCGGCGCGGUUCCUGUGCCCGAUCUCGUCCGAGAUCAUGAGGGACCCCGUCGUCAUCGAGUCCGGCCAGACCUAUGAUCGGCAGUUCAUUGAGGAGUGGUUUAGUGCAGGAAACCAGAUAUGCCCACAGACCCAACAAGUGCUCUCACACACCAUUCUCAUUCCUAACCAGCUUGUCCGUACCAUGAUCUCACAGUGGUGCAUGGAAAAUGGGAUCACUUUACCACAGAUUGAGAGCCAAAAUGGAGAUCGUGUUAUUUGCCAAAAUGAAGAUCGUGUUAUUUGUCAAAAUGGAGAUCGUGAUAUUUGUCAAAAUAGUGAGCAGAAAAAAUUUGAUGAAAUAUUUGUCAAAAUAACUUCUGCAACAAGCAGUGGUGAACGGAAGCAAGCAAUCAAGGAUCUUCGGCUUCUUACAAAACGUAACAGUGAAUUCAGAGUUGUUUUAGAACAGAGACCAGAUUCCAUUGCACAAAUGAUCUUGGCACGGUCCACCCCAGGAUUACAAAAUGAUGCACAAGUACUGGAGGACAUGGUGACUAUAAUUCUCAACUUUUCGAUCCAUGAUAGCAAUAAGAAGAUCAUUGGAGAUGAUUCAGAAGCAAUCCAAUUUCUCAUUUGGGCACUGAAAUCAGGAGAUAUGGGGAGCCGUAGCAACUCUGCAGCUGCCAUCUUUACUCUGUCAGCUAUCGACUCAAACAAGGAGAAGAUUGGUGAGUUAGGGGCAAUGGAGCCUUUGAUUGAUCUCCUUGAACAUGGCAACAUCAUAGCAAAGAAAGACGCAGCAUCUGCGAUUUUCAAUCUUUGUCUUCUCCAGGAGAACAGGUCAAUAGCCACAAGAAGUGGGAUCAUUGAUGUGGCAAUGAGAGCCAUCGAAGAUCACUCCCUUGUUAACGAGUCCUUAGCUAUACUUGCUUUGCUAUCAAGAAAUCAUGAGAUGGUGGAGAUCAUCACCGAGUUUAAUGGUACCGCUUCCAUGCUCCGUUCGAUAAGGGAGAGCGAUUGCAAGCGCAGCAAAGAGAAUGCGAUGGUAGUUCUCUUCGCUAUAUGCACGUACAACAGGACAAAGCUGAAGGAGGUCGAGGCAGAUGAGAGCAUAAAUGGUUCCCUGGCAUUACUUGCACAAACUGGAACUCAAAGGGCAAGGAGGAAAGCUUCUGGCAUCCUUGAGAAGAUGAAGAGGACGAUGCACAAUAGGCAUUGUUCAUGUUAGCUCCAGCGACAAAGAUGGAAGUUGGAGGAAUGAUGAACAAUGAGGAUGCUCAUUUGAUGUAUACAUAUAUAGCUAUUUUCCUUUUUAGUAUAUAGGCGAUUCGCAUAUGCAUAGAUGAUAGUAAAGAGUAUUGUUGGUAUUGUCUGUUUUUUGGAAUCUUGGCCAUUUGAACAGGCAGCCGAUUGAAUUUUUCUCCAGCUUAGCAAUCCACAGCAUGCUGAGCAAAUUUUGCUUUUGAUUCAAAAGAAAUAUAUGAAUUUUGCUUGCUAA